Messenger RNA from Psilocybe cubensis, 1218 nucleotides. RefSeq lists its product as uncharacterized. NCBI's taxonomy places the organism in Eukaryota, Fungi, Basidiomycota, Agaricomycetes, Agaricales, Agrocybaceae. Gene Ontology annotation, biological process: regulation of transcription by RNA polymerase II. Gene Ontology annotation, cellular component: nucleus. Gene Ontology annotation, molecular function: RNA polymerase II cis-regulatory region sequence-specific DNA binding; DNA-binding transcription factor activity, RNA polymerase II-specific. The transcript is spliced from 3 exons. Bases 1 to 1218 code for a protein of 405 amino acids. The record is from RefSeq and is a predicted model, not a curated record.
AUGGACUACACUUUACGUCGCAAAGAUUCGGCUGAUGAUAACUUGAGCCUGCCUUUCGUUGCAUUUGAGCAUAACGUUGUCCAUAACGGCGCCUCUUUCACCAACCAAAGAGCGCCAAAGGAUGAGGACUUUGAUUUUUUCAAAGCGACUCCUUCAAGUCUUGUCAAUGCUUUGUCAAAGGACACUGCCCGCCCUACCUUUGAGCCUCUUUCCCCAGCUUUGACCGUUGGCGACAAUUCUGGAGAUGAACAUGCGUCUACUCCGGGACGUAUCGCUAGACCGAGGAAUGCUUUCAUGCUCUAUCGAUCAGAUUUUCUAGCAAGUGACAGGAUCAGUCGCUCCGUCGAACACGACAAUCGACACAUCAGUCGCAUCAUAGGCCAUUGCUGGCAGAAUCUAUCAAAGGAGGAGAAACUUGUUUGGCAUCAAAGGGCAGAGCUAGAGAAAAUUGAACACGCCAAAAAGCAUCCUGGCUAUAAAUUUUCGCCUGUUCCACGAACCAAAAAGCCGCUCAAGAGGAAGGGCAAACGGAACAGCGAGAAAGACAUUGAGCGCUGCAAAAAUGUAGCAGAGCUCAUUCUCGCAGGAAAAGAGGGCGACGAACUGGUUGCUGCUCUCAAGCAACUCGAAUUAGAGAACGGCGAAGAGCACAACCAGGAUGGCUCUGAAACACCCGGAUUAUCAUACGCGAGCUAUCCCCCAGAAGAAUCGCGCGCGCCAGUGUUUUUAAAUCCUUUGCGUCCGCCGAAUGCACGGGAUGAAAGGGUCCAAUCCACCAAUGUCUCGGUGCCUCAGCCAUACUGCUCAUUUGCAAACGACCAAGGCCAUCGGCAUCAAUAUUAUCCUUCUCCACCCGAGUCUCCAGUGUCUCCCAACCCUAUGUACUCAGACAAUAGGAGCCGGAACCCAUUUCUCCUGCGUCCUGCCACGUUCUACCCUCAACAUUCGCAUACCACCAGCAACAUACAGUCCCGCAUUGAACCUUACCCCCAUUCUCCAGGAGUCAGCCGUGGGCAGAUGAAUCAUGCACAAUCAUCGAGCUACCAGUUUUUACAGGGUUCGGGUGACCGGCUGAUGAGGAUUCCUCAACAAAAUGCCGACUUCUUCAUCAAUGGCGCUGAACAUUCAUACACGUUCCUAUCACCCUCCUUGCCUCCAUCAUUAGCGCCUUCCCGUUACGCUUCAGGACAUGACUUUUAUGGCGAUUCAGGAUUAUGA